Molecule: messenger RNA, 3481 nt
Organism: Sorex araneus (European shrew)
Lineage: Eukaryota; Metazoa; Chordata; Mammalia; Eulipotyphla; Soricidae
Gene: ATOSB
Product: atos homolog B
Exons: 9
Coding region: 733-2349 (538 amino acids)
Source: RefSeq, a predicted model, not a curated record
GGGGUUGUCAGAACAUCGUCCUGGCUAAAGAAGGACAGGCCCUGGGCUCACAUACAGGGUGUAUUCCUGGAAACUGAAAGGGCUUUAUGGAUAGCAGGCAGCACAAUUACUGUCUAGAAGAGGAUCAGAUCCCGGGCGACAUUUCCCAGUGAAGAGAGAUGACCUUCACCCACUCUGGGCUCUAGGCUAGUGGACCAGUCAGUGAAGAGUAUCUUGUGACCUGGCAGAAAAGCAAGGAGUUGAGGGGGUGUUGAAUGUGCUGGGAGGGCUAGAGGGGCUCUCCUAGUUGUUUCCAGCUCUCUGACUGCCGCUGCCUUAUCUCUAGCUUGCAGGGCCUCCGAGGGGCGGCCCUGAAAAAUGCCUGCUGGCAGUAUCUCAUCCUCCCCAGACUUGUUUGGGGUUAGAUUUAGAUUCUGUUAAUGGGACGGACUGCUGUGGCCUUUCAGAGUUUAAGGCGAAAGGGCCUGCUUUGAGCUGAACUGAGGUUUGUUCUUCUGAGAAGGACUGAUGGGGGUCUGGCUGAGCCCAGGAGCUGCACGGGAUGGUGGCAGUCACCUUGCCAGUGCAGCGGGCAUGGACCAGACUGCAACCUAGAAGAGCAAGGCAUCAGUCAAGAAGAGGAAAUACACAGCUAGGCUUCAGGCCUCUUUUUCGGGAUGUCCCCAGGCCCCCCAGCCCAGGCCCAGCAUAAAGGCUGUGUGGGGGGGCCCCCCUGACCCAAGGGGGAGCUUCAUGCGCCACGUGCAGGCGGAGCCGUCUCCAUCCUCAGAGCCAGAGGCUGGCCCUUCGCAGCCCGCAGCCAGGCAGGGGGUCCUCCAGGGUGGCCUUUUCAUGGGCUACAGCCCGGCAGGGGGGGCAGUGUCCCCCGGGGUCUACCAGGUAUCCAUCUUUUCCCCUCCAUCUGGUGCCUCCGAACCUCACAGGGUCCUGAAGCGGCCAGCCCCACCCACCGAGGGCCCCCGGGAGCUGAAGCGAGGCCCAGGGCUGGGGGCCAGAGAGGGACUCCCCCCUGAAGACCCACCUACCACAGGGCUCUUGGGGCCAGAGGGACUGGGGCCGGGACUGGGCGUGGCCAGCCAACAUUUCUGCCAUCACGGCCUCUGUGUUGUGGAACAGGGAGGCAGCACCACCUCACCUUGGACUUCCGGGUUUCAGAGUCCCCUCUGGCCCCCAUCAAAUGCUUCCUGCGAUACUUUGCACACCAGAGACUGGGCUGCCCCAGAUCCAGGGGGACAAGGAUCGCUGGGGGAGUGCCCAGGGCCAGCCCCUCCCGGCCAGCUGCACACACUUGACACUGAUUUGCACCGUCUUGCACAAAUAGGGGGCAAGAGCCCAGUAGCCGGGGUGGGCAAUGGGGGCAGCCCCUGGCCUAGGGAAUCCCCUGGCACUGCCAAUGGGCACAGUCCCGAGCACACACCCCCUGGCCCUGGACCUCCAGGCCCCUGCCCCACCAAGCGAAGGCUGCUUCCUGCUGGAGAAACCUUGGAUGCCAGCUCUGAGGAUGAGGGGCCAGCCCCUCGGAGGCGCCGGGGAUCCCUGGGCCAACCUCCUGCUGCCAACAGUUCUGAUGCCAAAGCCACACCCUUCUGGAGUCACCUGCUGCCUGGGCCCAAAGAGCCUGUGCUGGACCCAGCAGACUGCAGUCCCAUGGGGCGGAGGCUGAAAGGUGCCCGUCGCCUGAAGCUGAGCUCUCUUCGAAGCCUCCGGAAGGGGCCAGGCCUGCUGAGCUCCCCCAGUGCCUCCCCUGUUCCUACCCCCGCCGUCAGCCGUACCCUGUUGGGCAACUUUGAGGAAUCACUGCUGCGAGGACGCUUUGCACCAUCCGGCCACAUUGAGGGCUUCACAGCAGAGAUUGGAGCCAGUGGAUCCUACUGCCCCCAGCAUGUCACGCUGCCUGUCACUGUCACCUUCUUUGAUGUUUCUGAGCAAAAUGCCCCGGCCCCCUUCCUGGGCGUCGUGGAUCUGAACCCACUGGGGAGGAAGGGUUACAGCGUGCCCAAGAUGGGUACCAUCCAAGUGACCUUAUUUAACCCCAACCAGACUGUGGUGAAGAUGUUCCUCGUGACCUUUGACUUCUCGGACAUGCCUGCUGCCCACAUGACCUUCCUGCGCCAUCGCCUCUUUUUGGUGCCUGUGGGUGAGGAGGGAAAUGCUAACCCCACCCGCCGCCUCCUCUGUUACUUGCUGCACCUCAGGUUCCGAAGCUCCCGCUCAGGCCGCUUAAGCCUACAUGGAGACAUCCGCCUGCUUUUUUCCCGUCGGAGCCUGGAACUGGACACAGGGCUCCCCUACGAACUGCAGGCUGUAACAGAGGCCCCUCACAAUCCACGUUAUUCACCUUUGCCCUGAUUGCCAGUGCCCUGAACUCCUAUGGGUCAGGGACCUGCCCAUCUGCUCAUCCUGGACAGAGAGAUCAUGUGGAUCAAAGGCGAGAGACUCUCCUGGCUUGAAGUAAAGCCCUCGCCAUGCUCAUGACCAAAUUGGUUAUUUGGGUGUUUCCAGCUUCAGAUCCUUGCCACACUCUGCCCUAUUCUGAGUACUUCACGUGCCUGCCCCCCUCCUUGGAUUUACCAGGCCAGCUUAGAUAGUGGGGAGAAAGGAACCAGAGCUACCCUGAUUGUCCCAAGUUCCCAGGCAAGUCAUGCCAGCGUUGCCUCCCUGUCCUGGGCAGGGGCCACUUAUUAUUUUAUUUAUUUUUAAUUUAUAAUUUAUUCCAAUUGGAUUGCCUUGGUGACCACCCAAACCUGAAAAUUGCCAUUGCCCCCCCUCCUUUCCCACUCUCAGAUACUGCUCCGCCCUCAGGGGCUGAAUAGGCUGAGGUGAUAGCUGUGGGAGAACUGGUCUCCCUCAGCUGAUGGCAGAGAGGUUAUUCCAGAAGGACUGAGUCGCUAGCCAAAGACUCAGCCUCCCCUGUCCUUCCUAGUCUUUUCAUGUUCACCACCUUCUGACCCCUCUCUGAAAACCAACUUAUAUGUGUGUGCACAGGCAUAUACAUAUAUACAGCCUCUGUGUGUAUGAUAUGUGUGUGUGUGUGUGUGUGUGUGGUGUUGGUGUGAGUGAGAAAGAAUAAUGUGUGCACAUACAUCUUGAGUGUUAACCACCCUUCAUCUCGGGCUUCAGACCCCACUGUCCUUCUCCUCCUGCCUCUGACUCCUUACUUUGGGGUCCUGACUGAGGAAGGUGUUCAGGGGGCAGAGUCAGGGCCAUGGACUGGGGUGCCUCCUCUCACCCGGCCAGACUCUGACCCAACCUACCUCAGCUGGGGUGAGGGGUACCCCUCAAACUCAGACAUGUGGUUCCCAACUAUCCUACUCCCCACUCCACACUCUAAUCAAGCCUUAGCCCUGACUCUUGGGACUGGGCUGAGGGGAACAAGCAUUUGCUGAAACUUGAAAAAGAAAAAAAAAACACACAGGAAAAAUUGUACCUGGUACUUUUUUUUUUUUUAGGGAAAAAAAAAGAAUAAAUUCUUGUUUGGAAA